AUGAUUGACAUAGUACAACGUCUGGGAAAGAGGAAGCCAGGAGUCGUGAGACCAAGAGGGAUCAUACUUCGCUUUCUGUCGAGAACACAGCGGGAUGCUAUUUGGGCUGCAGCGAACAACCCAUUCCUACGUGAAAACGGCCUAAGGUUUGCUGAAGAUCUCCCUCAAGCUGUUAAACAAAUUAGAGCCAAGUUUUGGCCUGCAAUUCAAAAGGCACGUAGUGUGAGAAAAUUAGCCUACUUCGUUGGGGCGCGGGCCUUCAUCAGGGGCGUUGAACUUCAUCUCCAACAGAUUGAGGAUGACCAGCGGGAUGUUAAAGGAAACUGGGCAUCAAGAGGAGCCGUUAUACAGUCAUCAACAUCUGGGAACUGGUUUGCUGAAAAGGCUAUUGAUGGUAAUCGAGGUCUCCAGCAGUUGUAUAUGGGAUGUUCCUCAACCCUUAAUCAGACUAACCCAUGGUGGAGAGUGGCUCUGCCUCAUAUUUAUAGAGUUAGUAGAGUGGUGGUCACCAACAGAAAUGACUGCUGUACCGAACAAAUAAACGGAGCGGAGAUUCGCAUCGGAAACUCUUUGGAGAACAACGGCAACAACAAUCCCAUAUGUGCUGUUAUUCCUGCUAUUCCAGCAGGUGAGUCCUACAGCUACUCAUGCGGUGGAAUGGAGGGACGUUACGUGAAUCUGAUCAUUCCUGGAAACAUGAAGAUACUCACUCUCUGUGAGGUGGAGGUUUUUGGAAAAGGUCCUGUUUUAAAAAGAUCAAUUGUAAAAAUGCUGUUUAACUCCAGAGCUGAUUUGACCGACCAGACAAUGAGAGAAAACAUUCUGAUACAGUUGGCAUCUGCUCUGGCUGACAGAGGAUUCACAAACGUGACACUGAGUUGGUUUCAAACCCCUGAAUGGGUGAUUCAGAAGGUUGCAUUAAAGUACCGUGAUAUCCUGGAAAGUUCAAAUUGA
Messenger RNA from Sinocyclocheilus grahami, 954 nucleotides. RefSeq lists its product as uncharacterized. Bases 1 to 954 code for a protein of 317 amino acids. The transcript is spliced from 6 exons. NCBI's taxonomy places the organism in Eukaryota, Metazoa, Chordata, Actinopteri, Cypriniformes, Cyprinidae. The record is from RefSeq and is a predicted model, not a curated record.